Messenger RNA from Cryptosporidium muris RN66, 441 nucleotides. RefSeq lists its product as uncharacterized. Bases 1 to 441 code for a protein of 146 amino acids. The record is from RefSeq and is a predicted model, not a curated record. NCBI's taxonomy places the organism in Eukaryota, Apicomplexa, Conoidasida, Eucoccidiorida, Cryptosporidiidae. The transcript has a single exon.
AUGAGUGAACUAGGGGAUCACAACAUUGAGAACAAAGAUAUAGACAAUAGAAUUGGAAAUCAAGAAGUUGAGGAAGAAAAGGUAUCUCAAGAGGAUCAUAUAGAAGAUCAAAAUGCAAUUUCAGUUGAUAAUAAUGCAGCAAUAGAAUUACUAAAUGUAAAUCUACAAGAUAUGUUUGCAAAUUCUUUUAUUGGUGCUAAUGUUGUCAAUGCAACCCGUAUGCAAGAGACUAUUGGUGAAUCGUGGCCUUUUGAUCAAUAUCAAGCAACUGGAUUAUUACCUGUAGAUUAUGCUUAUUGGUUAACACCAUAUAAUACAUCCAUUGGUCCUACUGCAUUUGUAAUGAUGCAAUCAACAGCUACAUUCCCAGAUGGAACGCAAAUGGAUGCUCAACAAGCUAGAGCUCGUAGAAGACGACAUGUAUUUGGAGUAUGUUGUUAA